Molecule: messenger RNA, 3168 nt
Organism: Capsicum annuum
Lineage: Eukaryota; Viridiplantae; Streptophyta; Magnoliopsida; Solanales; Solanaceae
Product: AT-rich interactive domain-containing protein 2
Exons: 2
Coding region: 866-2824 (652 amino acids)
Molecular function (GO): DNA binding
Source: RefSeq, a predicted model, not a curated record
CAUCAUUCUCAAUAUUUUUUUUUAAAGCUUUAUAUUAUAUACAUAUAUAUUCUUCUACAAUUUUCUAUAAUAUUAAAUAAAUAUUAGGGUUCUUGAUAUUCAGAUUAUAUCACUACUACUUCCUUAUUAUACUACUUUCCCCCAACAUUAAUUUUAAUUUUGUUUUCUCCAUGAAUGUUUUUUGUUCUAAUUGACAAAAACCUUAAACAUCAAAAUUACACCUGUCAACUCCAUUUCUUUGAGCUGUCAAAAAACCAGGUGAUUUUGUUCUUGAAUUCUUUUUUCCUCCAUUGCUGACUAUUCAAGAAAAGGUAGAAACAAAAAAAGAGUGAAUUGAUAGGUGGUGGUGGGCUUCAUGGAAUUUUAUAAAACAACAAUUGUAGAGGUAUAUGAUUUUAAUAAAAAGAACCCCUUUUAAAUUUUUUUAUCAAAAUUUGUUUAAUUUAUUUUUUCUUGAUUUUUUUGUUUUUUAGUCAUUUUCUUGAUUAAUGUAUAUUGUACUUGAAAACCCCAGAAAAAAGGUGUACUCUUUUUGUGUUAGUUGUGCGUUGAUAGAUUGUAUCACUCUUUAUUACAAUAAAAAGAACCCCUUUUUCAGUUUUUAAUCAAAAUUUAGUUAGUUUAUGUUUUCUUGUUUUUUUUUUUUGUUUUUUUUUUUUUGGUGUGUGUGUAUUGAAUUUAGUCAUUUUUUGAUUAAUGUAUGUUGAGUUUAGAAAUCCCAGAAAAAAGUUUAAUCUUUUUGUGUUAAUGGUGAGCUGAUAUGUAGUUUUUUUUUGUUUUUUUGGGUUUAGUGUUUUAGUCAUUUCUUGAAUAAUUAGUAUUGGUUGUGCUAAAAACCUCUGAAAGGUACAAUUUUUUUGAGUUAAUGGAAGGAUGGUCAAGGUUAAUUGGUGUUGAGAGUUUAAAGAACUUGUUUGAUCAAGUUCUUGGUGUUUAUCUAAGUGAGGGAAGUGAGAAAAAAUGGGUUAGGCCUUUUCCAGUUUUGACUUGUAAUGGGCAACCUCUAGAGUUGUUUAAACUUUACUGGAUUGUGAGGAAAAUAGGUGGUUAUGACUCGGUUUCGAGCAAGAGGUUGUGGGAUUAUGUAGCAGAUUUUUGUGGGUUGGACAUUGGGGCUGUUGGCAGUGUGAAGUUGAUUUAUGUUAAGUAUUUAACUGAAUUUGAUCAUUGGCUAAGGGAAUUAGUUAACGAUGGAAACGUGGGGGGAGGAGAGGGUGUUGUUGUUCGGCAACUUGAUUUGUUGUCGAAGAAGUUGGAGACGAUGUUUAGGAGUUCGUUGCCCCAUAGUGGUCAGGAAAAGAAAGAAACUAAUUAUCCUUCGAUAAAUGGUUGCAAGGAAGAGCUUAUUUGUAAGGUCAAUAGUCAGGUUGAUUUUGAAAUGUUUACAGCUGAAAGUGUUAAUGAAAUUAAUGAUGGUGAACACAGGAUUCCCAACCUUUGCAAUGGUGUCGAAACACCUGUUUCCAAGACUGACGAGGGAACCGUCUUUGUGGUAUCUACCGAGGGGGUUGUUGAGGAAGUCCUUUAUCCUACCGAAUCAAAAAGGCAGCAUGACGAUGAAAAUGACGAAAAAUUUGUUACCCAGAAUGGUAAAAUUUAUUCAGCAUCUACCGACAAGGUGAUGCAGGACGUAGUUGUUUCUCGCAAGAGAAAAAGAGAGGCUUCGUGCGUGUCUGGAGUGUUGGACUGGAUUAGCUACGUUGCAAGACAUUGUAAGGUUCCUGAAAUUGGAGACAUUCCAAACUCUUCGAAGUGCAAAGGUCAUACAAGCGCUGAGUACUGGUCCAAGGUGUUGCUGAUUAGGAAAAAAAUACUGGAGAAAGAAUCUAACCCUCAGACGAAGAAGAAGAAGAAGAAGAUGAAUCCGUUCAUGUACAACGAAGAAAAAAUCAACAGUCAACCCGCAGAAAAAGUAAGAUUCAGCACAAGGAUCCCCAUUCCAAAAAGACAUAUUCUCUGCCAAGGUUACACCUCAGGUCCGAUCUCGCAAAAGAAAGGUGUAACUCAUAAGAAGAGAGAAGUUGUUGCUGUGCCAGAUAUUAAAGGUGAUACUGAUCUUGUUGAGGUGCCAGUAACACAAAAGAAUGUUAGAGGUGCUGAUGUUGUCGAGGUAUCAGUAAAACAAAAGAAUGUUAAAGGUGCUGAUGUUGUCGAGGUAUCAGUAACACAAAUGAAUGAAGAUCGCGUUGAUCAGCCGACACACGUUGAACCUCUUGUGGGUCCGCUCUAUCAAGCGGAGGUCCCUGAAUGGACUGGAGUGGUUACCGAGAGUGAUUCCAAAUGGCUAGGCACACGAAUGUGGCCUCCAGAAGUGGAAAAAACAGCAGCAUUGGUUGUUUCUGAUCCUCCUAUUGGAAAGGGAAGACCAAGUGCAUGUGACUGUAUAUUUCCGGGAUCUGUUGAGUGCAUCAGGUUUCACAUUGCUGAGAAGAGGACUAACUUGAAGUUCGACCUUGGUCCAUUGUUCUUUCACUGGAGGUUCCACCGCAUGGGGGAGGAAGUAUCGCUGUCAUGGACAGCUGCCGAGGAACAAAGGUUCAAAGAUUCCAUAAGUUCUACCUCGAGAAAGAACUUGUGGAAGAACUACAAGAAGCUGUUCCCGUCCAAGACUUGGAACAUGUUGGCUAGUUAUUACUUCAACGUGUUCCUUGUCAAGCGUCGGAGGUAUCAAAACCGGGUCACUCCAAAAGACCUCGACAGCGACGAUGAUGAGAAAGGCUUUGGUUGCAUCGGCGGCGGUCUUGGUGACAGUGCAGUCCAUGUACCAAACUCCAGGUCUUCACUGAUAUGCUUCCACAAUAAGGCAUCUGGUGAUCUGGUGUAAUACAACAUGAGCUUGGCAAUUUUGACACAGAAUUUGGUUAGUACUAGUGGUUAUUUGAUGUUGAACAUCAAGUGAGAUGAUGGGGGCAAGGGCAAUUACUUUUUAGUAGACUUUAUGUGAUAUCUUGUUAUGUAAAAUUAUUUUUUGAAUAUUGGCAAAUAGUGCUUUAUCAUAGUUUAAACAAUUUACAUACAAGGAUUCAAACUCUUCUUUAAUGUUGUUUUAUGCUUAGCAGCAAUGUAUAAGAUUAGCCUAAGAUCAGUUUUGAUCUAAGCAGCACACAUGUGCUAUGGGUUAAAAUGAAAUAAUGUUGCACGAGGCAAUUUGGUUUAUCUUUCAUCAAA